Kazachstania africana CBS 2517 is the source of this 759-nucleotide messenger RNA. RefSeq names its product proteasome core particle subunit alpha 1 (gene SCL1). The coding region runs from base 1 to 759 and encodes 252 amino acids. Gene Ontology annotation, biological process: ubiquitin-dependent protein catabolic process. The transcript has a single exon. NCBI's taxonomy places the organism in Eukaryota, Fungi, Ascomycota, Saccharomycetes, Saccharomycetales, Saccharomycetaceae. The record is from RefSeq and is a predicted model, not a curated record. Gene Ontology annotation, cellular component: proteasome core complex, alpha-subunit complex; cytosol; proteasome core complex.
AUGUCCGGUGCUGCUGCUGCUUCCGCUGCUGGUUAUGACAGACAUAUCACAAUUUUUUCUCCAGAAGGUCGUCUAUUCCAAGUUGAAUAUGCUUUCAAAGCUACAAAUCAAACAAAUAUAAAUUCUCUCGCCGUUAGAGGGAAGAAUUGUGCGGUAGUAAUAAAUCAAAAGAAAGUGCCUGAUAAAUUAUUAGAUCCAGCCACUCUUUCUUACAUUUUCCCAAUUUCUAGACAUGUUGGUAUGCUAGCCAAUGGUCCAAUUCCCGAUGCCAGAAAUGCCGCACUAAGAGCCAAAGCAGAAGCUGCGGAAUUCCGUUAUAAAUAUGGUUAUGAUAUGCCAUGUGAUGCAUUGGCGAAAAGAAUGGCUAAUUUGGCCCAAAUCUACACGCAAAGAGCUUAUAUGAGACCGCUUGGUGUAAUACUUACUUUUAUCUCCUUUGAUGAAGAAUUAGGACCUUCCAUAUACAAAACUGAUCCCGCUGGUUACUUUGUUGGUUACAAAGCUACCGCUACUGGCCCAAAACAACAAGAAAUUACCACGAGUUUAGAAAACUACUUCAAGAAGAACAAUGUUGAUCAUUUAGAAGAAGAGUCAUGGGAAAAAGUUGUUGAAUUUGCCAUAACUCAUUUGAUUGAUUCAUUAGGCACUGAAUUUACUAAGAAAGACUUAGAAGUCGGGGUUGCCGUAGAGGGCAAAUUCUUUGUGUUGAAUGCUGAUGAAAUUGAGGAAAGACUAGUGGCUAUCGCUGAAAAAGAUUGA